AUGUCUACAUCUUUUGAAGACACACUGCUCACCAAUGAGUUCAUCAGUAAAGCAUCACCCUUAGAGGAAACAGAGAGGCAAAAACUCAUUCUUGAGGAGCUGAGAAUGCAGGGAAUAAUCAAGAGUCAAAGUACCACUGCCAGAACUGUAGAAGUGUAUGAGAACAAGAGAGAUGCCCUGGCAAAGACACUGAAGAAACCCCCAGCUAGGCUGGAAAAAUUUGGAAAUGAGCAAGUGGGUGAUUUUACAGUGAAGGACAUGAAGCCUUCUGCUGAAGCAAAGAAACAGGUUAGGGAAGAGGAACUGAACAAAAUGCCACAACACAUUAUUAUCAUUAUUUCCCCCCCAGAAACUGCUCACCAAACCACAAGGAAACAGACUGAAAAGGACUGCCCAUGUUUUGAAAGCCAGGGAGGUACAGACCCUCAGCCCUCACCGUUAGAUGCUGAGCCAGGGCUGCUGCUGAAGGAAAUAACUGCAGUAGACAGAACAAACAAUUAUACUGAGGGGGACACUGUCACUAAGUCUGUAACUUACAGCUGCAUCAAUGAAUCAGUCUGGAUUAGGAAGGCACAGGAUAAAGAGAUCCUGUCAGGGAUAUUAACGGAGCUCUCCUGCAAAGAUACCAGACAUAAGCUCUGGUCACAGUCUCUCCUUACCAUGAAGCAGCCAGCUCUGGAGAUGUGUUUCCAGCUGAUUGACACUAUCUUAGAGAGGAUUCUGGAAGAUAUUAAAGCCAGGUAG
Messenger RNA from Onychostruthus taczanowskii (white-rumped snowfinch), 744 nucleotides. RefSeq names its product stathmin domain containing 1 (gene STMND1). Lineage: Eukaryota; Metazoa; Chordata; Aves; Passeriformes; Passeridae. The record is from RefSeq and is a predicted model, not a curated record.